AUGAACCCCGCUUCUCAGACCGUCCGCGUCUCCGCCUCCGCGGACCGGAAGUUGCGGGGCGGAAGUGGCGCGGCGGCUCGUCGCGACCGGCUGCUGGCCUGGCUGUGCGGGCCUGGCGGCCUUGAGCUCGCUGGCUACGUGGCUGAGCUGGCGGCAUUGGGGCUGGCGAAGCUGGGCCGGGAGCCAGCCGGGUCGGAGACCCGCCGCCUGGCCUUCGAGCACUACCGCGCCUUCAUCCGCUCCGCCGAGUGUACCGGACGCGCCGGACAUGGCUUUGGCGGUAUCGAGAGUGCUGCAGGGGGGACCCUCGUGCUAAUCCCGCCCCAAUCCUGCAGGAACUUAAUUCGCGAUGCCAAGGAGAUCUCCUGCAGCCAGCUCAUGACCAACCUGACAUUGAACUGGCACACAGAGAUCCUGGAGAUCCUACAGCUCAUGGACACCUGUGUCUGUAACGGCUACUACAAGGAGGCACUGGAGCUCGCUGCCUACGUGCACCAGCUGGAGAGGAAGCACAGCAGCAUCCCUCUGAUCCAGGGCAUCAUGGACAAGGUGUGCCAGUCUGCCCAGCUGAUGCUGAACCAGCUCAUCCAGCAGCUCCGCACCAAUAUCUAGCUGCCGGCCUGCCUGCAGGUCAUCAGCUACCUGCGGCACAUGGACAUUUUCACGGAGGCUGAGCUGCACAUCAAGUUCCUGCAGGUAUGGGAUGCCUGGCUGCGUUCCAUCCAGGUCUUCAUACCUGAUGAUGACCCCUACUUCCACAUCACCAAGGCCAUCGAGGCCUGCCAUGUCCACCUCUUCGACGACAUCACCGACGAGGAGCUACUCCUGCCUGCCGAGGGGCAGGCUCUCAAUGAGGGGGCCAUCUUCCAUGGCUGGGUGCUGCAGAAGGUCUCCGAGUUCUUGCAGAUGCUGGAGCGCGAUCUCCGGCGCAGGGUGGGCAGCCGCCUGGGCUUGCUGCUGGGGCAGUACAUGUACUUCGGCCUCUCCUUCAGCAGGGUGGGGGCCGAUUUCUGUGGGCAGCUGGCCCCCCUCUUCCAGCACGUGGCCGCUGUCACUUUCAGGAAGGCAGUGGAGGAGGCAGUGGAAAAGUUCCAGGAGGAGAUGAAUUCCUACAUGCUUAUCUCUGCCCCAACUGUCCUGGGGGGCAGCGCAGGGGUGCCGGUGCCCACGGUCCAGCCAGGGAUGCUGCAGCCACCCAUGGUGCUGCUGGACUUCUCACCCCUCGCCUGCUUCCUCAAUGACCUCCUUGUUGCCUUCAGUGACCUGUGGCUCUGCUGCCCUGUCGCCCUGGCCCAGGAUGUCACCACCUGCCUGGAGGAUGCGCUUGGCGAGGUGACCAAAACCAUCCUAGCCUUCCACUGUGCGGAGGAGAUGGCUUUCAGCAGGUAGGAGCAGGAGCUCUUUGCCCAGUUCUGCACGGCUUUCCUGGACAAUCUCCUGCCCUACCUGAAUCGUUGCCUCCAGGUCCUCUUUCCCCCGGCACAGAUUGUGCAGGCACUGGGUGAGACCCUGGGGGGUUGUGUCUAAUGGGGAAGGGGGAGCCCUGCCCCCCA
Molecule: messenger RNA, 1553 nt
Organism: Strigops habroptila (Kakapo)
Lineage: Eukaryota; Metazoa; Chordata; Aves; Psittaciformes; Psittacidae
Gene: COG8
Product: component of oligomeric golgi complex 8
Biological process (GO): intra-Golgi vesicle-mediated transport
Cellular component (GO): COG complex
Source: RefSeq, a predicted model, not a curated record